This is a messenger RNA of Alosa alosa (allis shad), 5220 nucleotides long. RefSeq names its product NACHT, LRR and PYD domains-containing protein 12-like. The transcript is spliced from 12 exons. NCBI's taxonomy places the organism in Eukaryota, Metazoa, Chordata, Actinopteri, Clupeiformes, Clupeidae. Bases 1151 to 4888 code for a protein of 1245 amino acids. Gene Ontology annotation, molecular function: protein binding. The record is from RefSeq and is a predicted model, not a curated record.
GAGAAAGAGAGAGAGACAGAGAGAGAAUGAGAGAGAGAAAAUGAGAGAGUGAGUACAUCAUACAAAUGGUACUGUAUGUCCCCUUUAAAGUACUCCCCCUGUGUGUAAGUGUAAGAGCGUACAAAUUGUAAAGUUCUCUUAAGAGUGUGUGUGUGUGUGUGUGUGUGUAUGUGAGAGAGAGCAAAAUACACGGAAGUUGUUUUUUCAGUUCAACUGCUCCGGUGUUUUUUUUCAUACCGGGUAUGUAUCACAGAUAAGAAAGUAUUUCCUUCCCCCGUGGCUGACUUAGUAUCAGCCUUUGUAUUGUGCAAACAUGUCAUGUUUCCUGACAUUCCACAAAAACUCAGGGCUAUGGACACAUACAUACAUACAUACACUAUAAAUAAAGAAAAUAAUAAUAAAAAAAUAUGAAGAAAUUACUAUUUUGAAGUCUUCCCAGGCUCCACAUACACUCUAGGCUGCUCUAAUUAUCUGUCAGGGUCCAAGUUUGGUUUGAAGAAGAAAUAGAUAAAAAGAACAAGAUGAGAGAGACAGAGUUGGAGGAAGUGCAAGAGUGGAAAACAGUUCCAACAAUUCCAUUCCUGGGCCUGCAGGACAUCCCUUCUUCUAGUUAAUCUACUGGAUACACAGCCAAUGAGAUCAUUUGAUGAGCUAGCAUUUGUCUGUUUGGGUCUGUUUUUGUUCCUUGUCUUUUGAACUUUAAAAUCAGUCUGGUAGUUUCAUAAGUUCUUCAAUCAUAUUCUGAAAGUAUUUGACAUGGAAAUGAGUAUUGGAGGAUUAAGGCAUUUUACAUUUAUGGGGUUUGAGUAGAUGUACAAAGAAUAUUGUUCAGACAGAAUUCACACCAUCUAAACACACCACAAAUAAGAUAUUUCAUAAGUUUUUUAAUAACUAAAAUAUGUUGAUGUGUUGAAGGCACAGGCAAGAUCAGUUAUCAGAGGUAUUAAGUUAUCAAUUUAGUGGUCGGGGACUAUGAACCAAUGAAUUAACUUGAUGAUCCCGAAUAAAGAAAAAAGAGAGUUGAUUCACAGAUUAAACUGAGGCAGGCUAGUCCAUCAUUAAGUCUCUCUUAUUUGCAGGUGUGCCCGUUCAUAUGCUACUAAACGUCAUUAACCACCUUAGUUCAGACUACUGAAGUUUGGAAACUAUCAUGGUUCAAACUGACAAGUACUUUUAUCAGGUCACUCCUCUGGGUCGCCUAACUCACAUGAUGUGGGGGAAACUGUGGAAUUGGGUUCAGGGAACCACCCAGAACCAAAGUCCAGACACGGGUCAGGCGUUUAGCUUUGGCAACGGAAAUGACCAGCAGCAGCAGCAUGUAGUAAAUGCUACAAUCACAGCCCAGACUGGAGCUCAGGUCAUCGCUCCUACAAUAACACACUGUAACAUCCAAAGUCUGUCUUUUACGGAGGAGUCCAAAGGUCCAGAUCCCAUAGCUAUUGAGAAAGUCUUAAAAGACCACAAGAUACACAUGAAGAAGCGGUAUGGCUCUGUGUUUGAGGGCCUUGUGCACAGAAAAGAACACAAAAAGCCUCUCAACAGGAUCUUCACCCAGCUGUACAUCACAAAGGGAGAGAGUGAAGAGGUGAACAGCGACCAUGAAAUUUGGCAGAUUGAGACAGCAAACAGGAAACAACAAAGGCAACACACAGCAGUUAGCAUCAAUAACAUAUUUAAAGACGAACACAUCAGAACAGUGAUGACCAAAGGUGUUGCGGGUGUUGGAAAGACGGUGUCCGUGCAGAAGUUUAUACUGGAUUGGGCGGAGGGACGAGCCAAUGAUGACGUGACCUUUGUCUUAUGUCUCUGUUUCAGAGAACUGAACUUGCUCAAAGAUGACAAGAAAAGUCUUCAGGAACUAGUGCUUAAUUUCUAUCAGGAGCUCAAACCACUGAGAGACACAAACACCUUCGAGGAAUGUAAGGUUGUGUUCAUUCUCGAUGGUCUCGAUGAGAGCAGAUUACAAUUUGAUUUUCAGAAAAACAAAUCUGUGUUUGACAUACAAGAGAAAACAUCACUGGAUGCACUGAUAACUAACCUCCUUAAGGGACACCUUCUUCCAUCAGCUUUAGUGUGGAUAACUUCACGGCCAGCAGCUGCUGAUCUGAUCCCCUCCAAUCACAUCGACCAGUUUACUGAAGUCCGCGGAUUCAACGAUGCACAAAAGAUGGAGUACUUCAAGAAGAGACUUGUCAAUAGUCCCAAGGCAGACAAAAUCAUCAAACAUGUCAAGACAACAAAGAGUCUUUACAUCAUGUGCCAUUUACCAGUCUUCUGUUGCAUCACUGCCACUGUUAUGCAGAGCAUGUUGGAUCAGGGUGACACUGAGGAGAUUCCCAAAACCCUAACAGAAAUGUAUGUCCACUUCCUUUUCACGCAGCUCAAGAUGACAAACCACAAGUUCGUCGGGAAUAAGGUGUCAGACCGGAAAGCUUUUCUCACUGAACACAAGGACGGCAUCCUAAAGCUAGCAGAACUGGCCUUCCGCAAGCUGGAGGAGAAAGAGGGUUCGAUCCUGUUUUACGAAGAUGACCUGAAAGAGUGCGGUAUCAAUCUGGAAGAUGCGUCUGUCCUGUGUGGUUUGUGCACAGAAAUAUUCAAGGUGGAACCUGUGAUGUUUCAGAAGAGGUUCUACAGCUUUGUGCACCUAAGUAUACAGGAAUUCCUUGCUGCACUCCACGUGUUCGCCUCCUUUAGGAACAAGGACAUGGAAGCACUGAAACCCUUUCUUGAGAAGAAACCAAAGAAAGUGUUCUUGUACCUACUCCUGAAGAGUGCCAUAACCAAAGCCAUUCAGAGCAACAACGGACACCUGGAUCUCUUUGUCCGCUUCCUGGUGGGAAUCUCUCUGGAUUCCAACCACACCUUCCUGGAAGGGCUGCUGCCAGAUCCCGUGGACGAGGACAAAAAAGACAAUCAAAAGAGCAUGGAAUUGGUGAUCAGCCAUAUCAAGUCUUUGGUGCAAGAGAAACUCUCCCCCGAAAGAUUCAUAAACCUCAUGAACUGCCUGACAGAGAUGAAGGACGACUCAGUCCACAAGGAACUUGAGCGCUACUUGCAGUAUGAGAAGUCCCCCGGAACAGAGCUCACAUCCGCCCACUGCUCUGCACUGGCCAACAUGAUCCUGCUCUCAGAAGAGCCGCUGGAGGUGUUUGACCUUGAACGUUACAAUUUGGGAGACGAGGGGAGAGAGAGGCUGCUGCCGGCUGUUAGGUGGUGCACAAAAGCCAGGCUUACGGAAUGCAAGCUCUCGGCUAACUGUGGGGAGAUUGUGGCCUCAGCCCUAAAAUCUGAGCACUCACCUCUAAGGGUGCUGGACCUCAAAAGGAGCUACCUCACAGAGACUGGGCUGAAGAUGGUCUGCUCAGGACUCAUAACACAUCAUUGCAAACUGCAGUCUCUGAGUCUGGCGGGUUGCAGGCGGAACUUGGACUCCACAUGUGAGGUGCUGGGAAGGGCUCUCCUGUCCGUCUGCAGCUCCCACCUCACAGAGCUGGACUUGAGCUGCAACACGCUAAGCAGCCCAGACAUGAGGGCACUCACCUCUGGACUUAAGAAUCCUGCCUGUAACGUUGAGAAAUUAAGGUUGCGGAGUUGCUCACUUAGUGACUCUGCUUGUGAGAUGCUGGCAAGUGUUCUUCGAUCAGAACCAUGCAGCCUGAUAGAACUGGAUCUAAGGGACAACGUGCUGAAUGACACAAGCAUAAAACUGCUGUCUGAGGCCAUAAAGUCCCCACAUUGUAAUCUGGAGAAACUGAGACUGUCAGCCUCCAAGCUCACCAAGGCAUCCUGGAGGUUUUUGACGUCGGUAUUCCAUGGGGAACUGGACCUGACUGAGAGCAGGCUCCUGAUGACCGAGCUGGAGCAGCUGUGGGCAGCCCUGAGGAGCCCAGACUGCAGAGUGAACACACUCAGGUUGAAGCGCUGCUAUCUGACAGGUGACCACUCUUUGGCCAAGUUUGGCCAAAUUUUGGCCUCAGUCCUCAGUUCAGAUGGGUCCCACCUGAAGGAGCUGGACCUGAGUGACAACGACCUGCAGGACUCAGGAGUGGAGCUGCUCUCCUCUGGACUGCAGAGCUCACAGUGCACACUGGAGAUCCUGAGGUUGUCGUUCUGUGGUGUGACUGAGAAAGGCUGUGAGUUUCUGGCUUCUGCCCUGAGUGCAAACCCCUCCUAUCUGAGAGAGCUGGACCUGAGCUACAAUCACCCAGGAGAGGUUGGAGUCAAGCUGCUCUCUGAGAGAAAGGACGACUGCAAACUGGAAAUCCUCAAUGUGGAGAACAAUGCAGAGUGCUGGAGGAAGUCAGGACUCCGGAAAUACACCAGAGAGCUCACGUGGAACACCAACACCAUGAACAAGCAGCUCUUACUGUCUGAUGGGAACCGGAAGGUUACAUGCAAGUUCCAGGAACAAGACUACCCGCCCCACCUGGAAAGGUUUGACACGGUCGAGCAGGUUCUGGCCAGCGAGGGGUUCUCAGAACGCUGCUACUGGGAGGCCGAGUGGGAUGGGUUCCGUGUCUACCUGGGCAUGGCGUAUAAAGACGUGGAGAGGAAAGGGGGUGGGGGCCGCCUCGGCCACAACGACAAGUCCUGGUCUCUGCGCUGCUACUAUGACGAAACUGUCAAAGGCUUUCCUGUGAAUUCUUACGCCGCUUGUCAUGAUAAUUACAUAACCCUGAUCGAAUCGCCCGGGUGCGACUCCAGGCGUAUUGGAGUGUACUUGGACCAUGCGGCCGGCACAAUGACCUUCUACAGCAUCUCUUCCGACAGCUUUACCCACCUGCACACGUUUUAUCACAGAUUCACUGAGCCUCUCUAUCCAGGAAUCCGGUUUGUUUCUGAUUUUCACACAGAAGACAGUGUGUUCCUGUGCAAGAUUGAAUAGGCCUGAAAAUAAAAUAACAAAGGAAGGCUUACUUGAAAAUCUAAAUCUGACUAGGUGUACAGUUAAAAAAAAAAAAAAACAACAUUAAUUGUAGCUUACUUAUUGAUUAAACCAAGCUUCAUAUGUGCCCAAAUCAAAGUGAAGUCUACUAAAUUGCUAAAUGUGUUGGCCAAAUGUUUGUAUGUUUGCUGUCUUCAAAAAUAAAUGAGUCAUACAGUAUACCUCACAAUGUUGACUUUCUAUUUGAGGCUUAAUUCAAUAAGCUGUUUAUGUAUUUAUUAUGUUUAGAAUCUGUGUGUCAGACCAGACAGACACUUUAGGUGUGGGGGGUG